AUGGCUUCUUCUUUUGCAACCGAUCGCAAUCUGAAACGGCCUGGUGAGGUACACGUCAUUGUCGGCCCCAUGUUCGCCGGUAAAACCACUGCUCUGCUUCGCCGUGUCAAAUCCGAACUCAACUUGGACAGAAAUGUUGUGAUAAUAAAGUCAAGCAAGGAUGCGCGAUAUGCAAUAGAUUCAGUGGUGACUCACGAUGGGACGAAGUUCCCUUGCUGGGCAUUGCCGGAUCUCUCGUCUUUCAAGCAGAAAUUUGGUGCCAAUGCCUAUGACAGACUAGACGUGAUUGGUAUUGAUGAAGCUCAAUUCUUUGAUGAUCUCCAUGAAUUCUGCUGUGAGGCGGCUGAUCUUGACGGGAAAAUUCUUGUAGUUGCUGGCCUAGACGGUGAUUACAUGAGGAGGACUUUUGGCUCAGUGCUUGAUGUAAUUCCUCUUGCUGAUACCGUAACAAAGUUGACAGCAAGGUGCGAGUUAUGUGGCAAACGGGCAUUUUUCACUUUGAGGAAAACAAAUGAAAUGCAGACAGAACUCAUAGGUGGUGCAGAUGUUUACAUGCCUGUUUGCCGUCAACACUAUGUUAAUGGACAAGCUGCAAUGGAAGUUGCACGAAAUGUUGUUGAAGCUCAGAAAAUUCCGAAUGACUUGACAGUCGAGGCAGCAGCUGCACUAGUUUAG
Molecule: messenger RNA, 675 nt
Organism: Fraxinus pennsylvanica
Lineage: Eukaryota; Viridiplantae; Streptophyta; Magnoliopsida; Lamiales; Oleaceae
Source: the annotation of a GenBank genome assembly